UAUUGUCGGCCGGCCUUUGCGAUGGUUGGCCGACGGGUACGGAGAGGGCAGUGCUUUGAUGGCACAGUCAUGUCAUCCAUCACUCGUGUUGGCCAAAGACGACAACGACAGACGUUUACACAAAGGACUGAGUGAUAGAUCAGUUGAGAAUUGUGUUUCACGACAAGAGUCUCUCUUUCCGACAAACUGUAUAAACCACUGUACAUUUAUGUUUGAAGUGAACAUAUUUUCUUCGGUUUCCAUCAAAAUCGCCAUUGCGAUUCCCCGCAGACAAUACACACGGAAAGCCUAUUCAAUACACACUUUUACAAACACUUUCUCAUCAGUGAUGGAGAAUAUUGUC
This is a messenger RNA of Medioppia subpectinata, 343 nucleotides long. NCBI's taxonomy places the organism in Eukaryota, Metazoa, Arthropoda, Arachnida, Sarcoptiformes, Oppiidae. The record is from the annotation of a GenBank genome assembly.